UUGUUAUAUAGAGAAAAAGUAGCGGAAAAUGCAGGUGCUCUCCCUCUCCCGAAGCCCCGUCCGCCGCGAUCAAUUCUUCUUCUGUUUAUCGGUUAUAAUCUUCUUAAAGUGUAUAGCUGAGAGAUUCCCUUAUCUCUUCCUCCUCCUUGGCAUCAACUGGCUUGUUCCUUCGUUGCUGCUCAGUUUUCUCACGCAAUUGCGGGGUUUCUUCAAUAAUGCCCUGUUUGUCCCUGCCGCUGGGGCUGCAAAUUCGAGCGUGGUUGCGGGAUUACGACAGGAUUCAAUCAAUUUCCGUUUUCCUUAUCUACAUCCAAGUGUGCAGAUUGGUUGCUCAUUGUUGGGGUCUCUGGGAGCGUUGUUCAAUGGCGUGCUGCUGAUUAAUUUGGUGAUCGCUCUCUUUGCACUUGUUGCUAUUGAAAGCAGUAGCCAGAACCUUGGACGCACCUAUGCAGUGCUUCUUUUCUGCGCGAUCUUGCUUGAUGUUGCGUGGUUUAUACUUUUCUCGCACACGAUAUGGAACUUUGGUUUAGAAAAAUAUGGGCCAUCCUUCAUAUUUUCUGUUAGACUGGCAUUUUCAAUGCAAAUCAUUGGUUUUUCAGUGAGGUUCUUGUCCUCGUUCCUGUGGAUUCAGAUGUAUAGACUGGGGGCUACAACAGUUGCGAAUUUGGGCUAUCAAGAAAUAGAUUUUCAUGCGACAAAUGAUUAUAUAUAUCCUGCAUCUAAUGCAAUAGCAAGACAGGACUCUAAUUCCAGUGAUAUACUAGGUGGGUCCAUAUAUGACCCGGCUUAUUAUUCUUCUCUUUUUGAAGAUGCCCAAGACAAUUGCAUCCAGGAGGGUGGCAAGAAAAUCAUUGGUCAGGAUUGGGGUUCUACAUCAUCUACUGGAUCACCUCAACUCAAAUCAUGCAUUAGCAGAUCAUUCCAGACUUAUGUUGGAAGUUGAUUACUCUCCAUAAGGAAUGAAUUUCAUUUUUGUAGCAAGAGUUUUUAUCGAGCGGGCCGCAGCUGUAGCAUAGACUGGGCACUGUGCGGUCACCCAUUUUUUAAGGAUAAUAAUCACCCGUUGAAGAAAGAGUAUCUUAUGAGCAGAAUGGAGCAAUUUUCUUUCAUUUUUAACCAUCAACUCAAAAUGCUGUUGCAUGAAGCGAAGUAUAUGGCAAAAUGAUGGAUGGUCAUGGGUCGACAUUCAGGCUCAUUUGGGACAGCUUUUUUAAUGAUUUCUAAAGCAUUUUUUUAGUACAAAAAUUUCUAGUUCAAAAAAUUUUUGUACAGAAAAUUUUUUACAGAAAUUUGUAUUAGAAAAUUAUUUUAGAAAAUAGUAAAAAAAUUAUUCCAAAGCUGAUGUUAUUGUGCCGAGUGCCCCAUUUGCUUACUGAAAGGGUGGUUUUUCCAGUGAAAAGAACAAAGAGUUCUUUGAAAAUGAUUAUGUUUUCGGCUUGUUAUGUUUUGUUCAGCUUAAUUCAUACUUCUUAUAAAUAUUUAGUUAGUGUAGAUCUGCUGGCUUUAAGUUUUAGCCAAACAGGAAAGCUUUAUAGGAAAGCUUGAUUGAGGCUUUCUUCUCUUCUCAUUUUGAUAAUGAAUCUGGUUAUUCUUUUUUGGUUA
Molecule: messenger RNA, 1602 nt
Organism: Dendrobium catenatum
Lineage: Eukaryota; Viridiplantae; Streptophyta; Magnoliopsida; Asparagales; Orchidaceae
Exons: 5
Coding region: 29-943 (304 amino acids)
Source: RefSeq, a predicted model, not a curated record